CAUACAGUACAGUAGUGUUACUGUCAUUCAAUGUUUUACUGUAUUUAUUGUAUUAUUUUAGACUAAAAUUUUUAGUUUAAUUGAUAUAAUAGUGUCGUCGACUAUAUCGUCAAUAAAGUGCAUAAUUAUUGCAAUCAAUUGAAAUCAUUUGAUUAAUACAUUGAAAAUAAGCAAAAAAUAUCUAUUUUAAGGACACAUUUAACGGAUUGAAAAAUAAAAUGUUGACAAAUAAGUUAUCAAAAGUGUUGACCCGAGCGGCCAAAUGUAGGUUAAACACGGCAUCAGUUGUGACUCCGCGCUGUGUGUCGACCGACGGAAGUGCGUCGGCCAAUGGUUUCUCCUUUUCAUUGACCGAAGAUCAGCAACAGAUGCUGGAUAUGGCCAAGAAGUUUACCCGCGAAGAGAUCAUUCCGAAGGCCAGACAUCACGACGAGACCGGCGAAUAUCCGAUUGAAAUCAUUAAGAAAGCGCACGGUUUGGGUCUUAUGACGACCAGUAUUCCCGAGAAGUACGGCGGACAGGGUUUGUCACUAUUUGAUCACUGUUUAGUUGAUGAAACAGUUGCCUACGGCUGCACUGGUAUUGGGACAGCAAUGACGGCCAAUGCAUUAGGUCAGGCGCCGGUCCUGUUGUUCGGUAAUGAAGAGCAAAAGAAAGAGUAUUUAGGCCGAUGUACUGCCGAACCUGUCAUGUGUUGCUACGCUGUGACCGAACCGGGAGCGGGCAGCGAUGUGGCCGGAGUCCGAACAAAAGCCGAAAAGAAUAAGGACGGAGACUUUAUUUUGAACGGACAGAAAAUGUGGAUCACUAAUGCAGGUCAUGCCAACUGGAUGUUUGUGUUGGCCCGAACUAAUCCAGACCCUAAAGCCAAGACCAGCGAAGCAUUUACGGGAUUUAUUGUAGAUAGCAGUACACCGGGAGUUAUUGUUGGCCGCAAAGAGUGGAAUUUGGGUCAGAGAUGUUCGGACACGCGGGGCAUCACCUUUGAGAAUGUGAUUGUUCCUAAAGAGAACGUUCUCGGAUCAGAAGGCAAAGGUUUUCGCAUAGCUAUGGGUGCCUUUGAUCUGACUCGACCUCCAGUUGCUGCCGGUGCCGUCGGAUUAGCACAACGGGCGAUGGACGAGGCAACCAAAUAUGCAUUUGAAAGGAAAACGUUUGGUGUGCCGAUUGCCGCUCAUCAGGCCAUUCAGUUUAUGUUAGCCGAUAUGGCUAUUGGUAUCGAAACGGCCCGUAUGGCGUAUUUGCGUAGUGCGUGGGAGUUUGACCAGGGUAGAAGGAAUACAUACUGGGCAUCAAUUGCCAAAUGUUUAGCCGGAGAUGUGGCCAACAAGUCUGCUGCCGAUGCCGUACAGAUCUUUGGCGGCGCCGGCUUUAAUAGCGAAUAUCCCGUCGAAAAGCUGAUGAGAGACGCAAAGAUUUUCCAGAUAUAUGAGGGAACCGCUCAGAUUCAAAGAGUUAUCAUCGCUAGAGAGCAUCUGACUAAUGCAAAGUCUAACUUAUAGACCAUCGAUUGCUCUUUAAUUUAACAUUUUUUAGAUCAAUUUAUACACACGUAUUAUACUUUUAACAUAUUUUUUUAUACAGUAAAAUAACUGUAUAUGCUAUACAAUAUGUAUAGUCAAAUGGUUUUAUUAUUAUAAAAUUAAUUUAUAAAAUCUAAUUAAUUA
Messenger RNA from Oppia nitens, 1667 nucleotides. Its product is annotated as medium-chain specific acyl-CoA dehydrogenase, mitochondrial-like. Gene Ontology annotation, biological process: medium-chain fatty acid catabolic process; fatty acid beta-oxidation. The record is from RefSeq and is a predicted model, not a curated record. Gene Ontology annotation, cellular component: mitochondrion. NCBI's taxonomy places the organism in Eukaryota, Metazoa, Arthropoda, Arachnida, Sarcoptiformes, Oppiidae. The transcript has a single exon. Bases 219 to 1502 code for a protein of 427 amino acids. Gene Ontology annotation, molecular function: flavin adenine dinucleotide binding; medium-chain fatty acyl-CoA dehydrogenase activity.